This is a messenger RNA of Larimichthys crocea (large yellow croaker), 1532 nucleotides long. It is a transcript of the gene efna3b, whose product is annotated as ephrin-A3b. The transcript is spliced from 6 exons. The coding region runs from base 619 to 1284 and encodes 221 amino acids. Lineage: Eukaryota; Metazoa; Chordata; Actinopteri; Sciaenidae. Gene Ontology annotation, cellular component: plasma membrane. Gene Ontology annotation, molecular function: ephrin receptor binding. The record is from RefSeq and is a predicted model, not a curated record. Gene Ontology annotation, biological process: ephrin receptor signaling pathway; axon guidance.
GACUCGGCCACAAUAUUGGAGGAAUGCGCUUUGUCGCUCGCAGGGGGCGGAGUUAGAAAGUGAACGAGCGCUGCCUACCAAACAGAGAGAGGAGAAGGAGGAGAGAGAGAGAAAGGAGAGAGACGGGUGGGCAGGCUGCUCGCCGUAAACGAUGGUUGUCGGAUAGAGUCUUGAAGACCUCAUGAAACUGGCUGCUUGAAUUGUUUGCAGCGAUCACAGAGCUCAGCAGCCCGCCGUGCUUUGCAUCUUUGCAUCGGAUCCUUUGGAAAAGGAAGAGGGGAGGAAAGAAACUGCAGCAGCACGCAGAUAACAAGAGUUUAGAAAAAGAAGAAGAGGACUUGCUUAGUAUUAUUUCACCAUCUUUAUUAUUAUUAUAUAUUUUUUUUACACCAGUAGCACAUAACUCUUUCCAAGCGGACAGGACUGUUUCAUGCCCAGAGGAAGACCGACCUCCUGCUUGGACCCAGUACCGGCCUCUCACACUCCUCUGACGGGCUCAGAAGCAGCAGUUCCCGGCAUUUGCUGGGAUGUUUGAGUCGCGUUGUUUGGUGGGUUGAAGGGACCGAGAGAGUGGCCGGAGAGACCGAAGGGACGGAGGCCGAGAGAGGAGCCGGGAGCAUGGCUCUGGUAGCGCUGUCUCUCUGGGUGCUAACGAGUCUCACCUGGGCGGACCUGCUCCAGGUGUCAGCCAACAGGCAUUCCGUUUACUGGAACAGCUCCAACAUACAUCUGCGUAGGGAGGGCUACACAAUGCAGGUGAACGUCAACGACUACCUGGACAUCUACUGCCCUCAUUACAAUGACAGUCAGCGCAUGGUGGGCACCGGGGAGCAGUAUGUCCUCUACAUGGUCAGCUACCGCGGUUACAGGAACUGCGACCCACAACUGGGCUUCAAGAGGUGGGAAUGCAACCGGCCCCACGCUCCCCACGCGCCCAUCAAGUUCUCUGAGAAGUUCCAGCGUUACAGCGCCUUCUCGCUGGGCUACGAGUUCCACGUUGGACAGGAGUACUACUACAUCUCCACACCCACCCAUCAUCACGGCCGUAGCUGUCUGAGACUACGGGUGUAUGUCUGCUGCUCCACGGCCUCUGACGUGGAUGAUGAGCCAGAGCCUACAGAACCAGACUACACGCUUAGACCAGGCCUAAAACUUGACGAUAUUGAUGAAUUUAACCCGUUUGUUCCCAAGCUGGAGAAGAGUGUCAGCGGAAGUAGCCCAUCCAGGGAUCGCCUUCUCCUCACCGUGACGAUGCUUCUUCUGGCCGCUCUCUUCAUCUCCUAGCAACGGCCAUCCCAUCAGCGUCACCAUGCCAACUAGCCUUGGGAGGGUGUACAGUAUCAGCGGGUGGGAGUCAGGAGAGAGUCAGUAGGAGAGAGGAGAAGAGAGUUAAGAUACCAUGAAUAGAGCAAAAGGCAAGAGGAGCAAGAGUUUUCAAGCAUCACAGUGAGAAUGUGUGUGUGUGUGUGUGUGUGUGUGUGUGUGUGUGUGUGUGUGUGUGUGUGUGUGUGUGUGUGUGUGUGUGUGUGUGU